UUAUUGCUGUUUGACUGCCUACGCGUACACAUAUUUCGCUGCACUGUUCGCUGUAGUACAUAUCGUUUUAAAAAAUUUUUUUUUUGAGUUAUAGUUUCAAGUGAUAGUUUAUGCUCAUAUUUCUGAUUUAGUUUUAUUAAAAUACAAUACGCGAAUUUCGUUACCAACAAUGUCAGCUGUAACAAAAGGUGUCUUCAUCGUCGGAGCCAAGCGCACCGCCUUUGGUACGUUCGGCGGAGCGUUCAAGAACACAAAUGCCACUCAAUUGCAGACUGUCGCAGCAAAGGCUGCCCUGACCGCUGCCGGUGUGAAACCAGAUCAGGUCGAUUCGGUCAACAUUGGUCAGGUGUUGGUGCUGUCGUCCUCGGAUGGUGCCUUUCUACCGCGCCACGUGUCUCUGCACUGUGGUAUUCCGAUUGAGAAACCUGCUCUGGGAGUGAAUCGUCUGUGUGGAUCGGGCUUCCAGUCGAUCGUAAACGGUGCCCAAGAUAUUGUAUUGGGUGCUGCCAAAAUAUCACUCACCGGUGGGGUAGAUAAUAUGAGCCAAACUCCGUACACUGUGAGAGGGACUCGGUUUGGAAUUCCACUAGGUACAAAUCCUGCGUUGGAGGAUGCUUUGUGGGUCGGAUUGAGCGAUUCUUUCUGCAAAUUGCCAAUGGCACUGACGGCAGAAAACCUAGCUGAAAAAUUCAAAAUUCCCCGUGAAAAGGUUGACGAGUUUGCUUUACGCUCACAACAGUUGUGGAAGAAAGCCAACGACGAAGGAGUAUUCAAGACCGAAAUAACUCCUACCAAACUGAAAGUGAAGGGCAAGGAAGUGGACUUCGCUGUUGAUGAACAUCCUCGACCUCAGACAACUCUGGAAGGACUGAACAAGCUUCAAGCACUAUUCAAAAAGGGAGGCGCCGUUACUGCUGGAACGGCUUCGGGAAUCUGUGACGGCGCGGCUGCUGUCGUUCUCGCAUCAGAGGAAGCAAUCAAACAGCACAAUCUCACUCCGUUAGCACGAUUGGUAGCAUACAGUACGGUUGGAGUACCUCCAGAAAUUAUGGGAAUCGGACCCGUGCCAGCUAUCCAAAACGUAUUGAAAGUAGCUGGACUAAAAAUUGAUGAUAUCGACCUGUUCGAAAUUAACGAGGCUUUCGGUGCCCAAGCGAUGGCAUGCGUACAGGAGCUCGGAAUCGAUAUGAACAAGUUUAACCUAAACGGUGGCGCUAUAGCUCUUGGUCAUCCGCUGGGGGCGUCUGGUUCACGUAUUACAGGGCACCUAGUCCAUGAGCUGAAGCGUAAAGGCCUGAAGCGAGCAGUUGGAUCGGCCUGCAUUGGUGGUGGACAGGGAAUUGCUUUGUUGGUUGAGUCCGUUUAGUUUGAUAUAUGUUUUUUAAAAUGUUUUAUAUGCUAAGAUGAAAUGUGCAUUUCGUAACCUGUUGACCGUCGGUAACUCAAUCAUUUUAUAGAGUAAAUAAAAAGAUUAUUUAAAUAUA
Molecule: messenger RNA, 1484 nt
Organism: Topomyia yanbarensis
Lineage: Eukaryota; Metazoa; Arthropoda; Insecta; Diptera; Culicidae
Gene: yip2
Product: 3-ketoacyl-CoA thiolase, mitochondrial
Exons: 4
Coding region: 170-1366 (398 amino acids)
Biological process (GO): fatty acid beta-oxidation
Molecular function (GO): acetyl-CoA C-acetyltransferase activity
Source: RefSeq, a predicted model, not a curated record